Messenger RNA from Marmota monax (woodchuck), 2703 nucleotides. Its product is annotated as A-kinase anchor protein 9-like. Gene Ontology annotation, cellular component: cis-Golgi network; synaptic membrane; centrosome. The transcript is spliced from 5 exons. Gene Ontology annotation, biological process: positive regulation of peptidyl-serine phosphorylation; regulation of Golgi organization; signal transduction. The coding region runs from base 999 to 1838 and encodes 279 amino acids. The record is from RefSeq and is a predicted model, not a curated record. Gene Ontology annotation, molecular function: protein kinase A regulatory subunit binding; molecular adaptor activity; potassium channel regulator activity. NCBI's taxonomy places the organism in Eukaryota, Metazoa, Chordata, Mammalia, Rodentia, Sciuridae.
UUUCAGAAGUAGUGCCAAGUUACAGUUUCUGCUAUCUAAUUUUGGUUCUUAACCCUGAAUGUAAAAGCAUCAGGUCAGUUGUGUAGGAGGAUCUGUGGAAAUUUUUAUAGGGAUGACUGUAAUAUUAAUAGCUAUUAUUUUGUUGAGGGAGCCGUCUCUGUACCAGACUCUGAGAAAACUGACCUGAAGUCAUAAUCCACUCUACGUCUGUGAAUCUCCAAAGACAGAUACAGUAUUGACUGUCAGCAGACAUGUGUAGAGAAAUGUUCAAUGUGAAUCCUCACUGUUGUCUUCAUUACUUACCACUUACUGUGUUUAUGCCUCAAGUGGAAGAUGCUUUGAAAUUAUAUAUUUCAGUUUGAUAAACCACCCUGAGAAUUUAAAUAUUUCCAUUUUUUUUUUAAACCUACAGAAUAAAUUGCUGGUUUCUAUAAUUACCCAGUAUAAAAAUAGGAAGAAACGGUAAGACAAGCAUGCAGUCAAAUGGAUGAUAACAUCUUUUCAUGGCUUCCAUAGGAAACCACUUCCCUUCUUCGUACUGGGUUAUUUUUUUUCUUUUUUAUCUCCAUUCCUCUAGUAAGGGCUCCACAUUUGGACCCCCAUGUCCAUCUCUUAAGUCUCUCAACAUUUUUUAGUAAAAGCUCUGCUAGAUCUGAUAAACCUUUUCUGUGGCUAGGCUUUCACCAAGGACUUUUAGGGGUAAAGCUAAUCUACUCAGCAAAAUGACCAUAUACUUGGAGUGAGUAAAUACUUUUUAAUACCAGCUGAGAUUGACUUUGAGGAUGGAAACUAAGACUAGAUAUCCAUGAUAGGGGUACUUUUAAUAUCUUUAAUUCAGCUUUUUCUUCAGAGAUAUGUUCUUUAUGUAAGUAGUUGGGCACUGUGGCACACACCUAUGAUGCUAGUAAUUCAGAGACUGAGGCCAGAGGAUUACAAGUUUGAGGCCAACCUCAGCAUCUUAGACCCUGUCUCAAAACAAAAUAUAAAGGGCUAGGGACAUGAUUAAAGUGGUAGAGUGCCUCUGGGUUCAAGCCCUGGUACCACCAACAAGGGCAGGAAAUUAUAUAAGUGGGCUGUUGUCUCUUCAGUCUUCUAGGUUUUUAUUCUGUGGUGAUGCCAACCUUGAAGCCAUUAUCGCUUCUGAAAAAGAAAUAUGGAUCAUGGAAAAAUCAGCUCUUCAGAAAACCUUAAAAAAAAUGGAAGCUGAAGUAUAUAAACUGAAAGCUGAACUGAGAAAUGACACUUUACUUCAGAAUCUGAACUCUGAUUCUGAAAAUACCUCACUGAAGAGGACUUAUGGUAAAUACUUGAGGGCAGAAAGUUUUCGUAAAGCUCUCAUUUAUCAUAAGAAAUACCUGCUGCAAUUAUUGGGCGAAUUCCAAGAAUGUGAGGAUGCCACCAUAACGCUCCUUGCCUGGAUGCGGGGUCAGCCAGCCUUCACCAAUCUGGAGUUCAUCAGCCGCCCAAAGGGCUUAGCCAGAUUUCGUUCAGCUGUCAGAGUGUCCAUUGCAAUUUCACGAAUGAAAAUUUUGGUUCAACGGUGGCAGCAAGUCACAGAUUCUGGUUCCACCAAUGUUAACAGGGAUGGCUUUGAACUGAAUCCAGGUGCUGAAAAGACUGACCCAUUUUAUCAUUCUUCUGGUGAACUAGAGCUAGAUGGAGAACCAAGACAUACAACAUACCGCUCAAGAUCAGAUCUGGAUUCUCCUAGGUGCCUUUUACCGUUUCAAAAUAGGUCCCCAGGCACCCUAGCUGAUUUAAAUCCUGGUUCCACAGCGUGCUCUCACCUUCAGAAUUAUGAUCCUAUAGAGCCCUGGCAGAUUAUAUCACUCGGCUAGAGGCACUACAAAGAAGACUUGGAACUGUACAGACAGGUGCUUAAGUUUAACCACUUAUUGGUAGUGCCAUAGUGCUAGACCCACAGCUCUCCUCAUUUUGAAAGCUUAAACUGUGUAACCAGCAGCACAACUAACUUUAGAGUAUUCAAGACAUGAUUUAUCACCUCAAAUCCUGCCCACCCCCAAAUAAUUCCCCUACUAUCUCUUCAUUCAGUAGAUUGCUCAUAGAAAACACAUGAUUGAAGACUAAUGUGGGAAGGUGCUCUGAGGUAAUGCAUGGUAGAAAGUGGUGAGGCCUACAGAUACUGGUGAGGAAGAGGAUUGAGCACUUAGUACAACCAUUAUCCCUACUACUGCAUGGUGCUUUUAAGAGUGAUCCAAAAAAAAAUCCUAACAAUGAUCUUUUACUUUUCUUUCCUCAAAAAUAUCAAUAUCAUACUUGAUAACAGAAGUGGAUUCUCUAUUCAUUAUGAGAAAACUUCUUUUCCCUGUCUUCCUUUAGUUCACUUCUGAUCCAGAGAUUUUGAAUCAUUUUAGUUUAACUGAUUGUAUUCAGUCUACUUUUACAGUUUUUUUUUAAACUUUUAUUAAUGAUUCUCUUUUCCUACUAGUCCCACAAACUGGACUAAUAUCAGAUUAUUUUGAGUUAGUAGUUAUCUCUUCAUUCAUUCAAAAAAUUCACUGUUUAACACAAGCAACUUGUAGUACUAGGAAACUCUCAUUAUUAUAGUUGAAGUCUGUUUGUUGGUUAAAGGUUUGUUUUGUUUUAAGCAUCCAAAUUUCACAAGACCCAGAAUCUGAAGACCAAAAUAUUUUUUAGGAUAUACUAAAAAUAUAUAGAACUUCAACCUUUAGAACAUUUUAU